GGUCCCGCCCCGCGCCGCCAUUUUGUGAGUCUAUAUAACACGUAGCCGUUGAGUCCGCUCCUGCUGUUCCAGCGCGUCCCAACUCCGCUUCCCUUUCGGGUCGCCUUCGUGUGCCAUGGACGGCAUUGUCCAAGAUAUAACAGUUGGUACAAAGCGGGGAUCUGACGAACUUUUCUCUACUUGUGUCACUAACGGACCUUUUAUCAUGAGCAGCAACUCUGCUUCUGCAGGCAUGCUGCUAGGAUCACUACACAGGGUGCUUCUUGACAGCUGGGAACUGAAUGAUGCCUCUUUAUUCGGGGCCAAUGGAAACGACAGCAAGAAGUUCAAAGGUGACAGCAGAACUGCAGGAAUCCCGUCGCGAGUGAUCCACAUCCGCAAGCUGCCCAGUGACGUCACGGAAGCCGAAGUGAUUUCCUUGGGGCUGCCUUUUGGCAAGGUCACUAACCUACUGAUGUUGAAAGGGAAGAAUCAGGCUUUCAUAGAAAUGAACACGGAGGAAGCAGCUAACACCAUGGUUAGCUACUACACCACAGUAACUCCUGUCCUUCGGAGCCAGGCCAUCUACAUCCAGUUCUACCACAAAGAGCUGAAGACGGACAACUCUCCAAACCAGGCGCGCGCUCAGGCAGCCCUGCAAGCGGUGAACUCCGUGCAGUCCGGGAACCUCGCGCUGUCUGCCACCGCUGCAGCUGUGGAUGCUGGGAUGGCCAUGGCUGGGCAGAGCCCGGUCCUGAGGAUCAUUGUGGAAAACCUCUUUUAUCCCGUCACCCUGGAUGUCCUGCAUCAGAUUUUCUCCAAGUUUGGCACCGUGCUGAAAAUAAUCACCUUCACAAAGAACAACCAGUUCCAGGCGCUGUUGCAGUAUGCGGACCCGAUGAGCGCCCAGCACGCCAAAUUGUCUCUCGACGGACAAAACAUCUACAACGCUUGCUGCACACUCCGCAUUGACUUCUCAAAGCUCACCAGCCUCAACGUGAAGUACAACAACGACAAGAGCAGGGACUAUACCCGGCCAGAUCUGCCUUCUGGAGACAGCCAGCCCUCCCUCGACCAGACCAUGGCAGCUGCUUUCGGUGCUCCGGGGAUUAUUUCUGCCAAUCCUUACACAGGGGCCGGCUUCCCGCCCGCUUUUGCGAUUCCUCAAGCUGCAGGCCUCUCAGUCCCCAAUGUACACGGAGCUCUUGCUCCUUUGGGUAUCCCGUCAGCAGCGGCCGCAGCGGCAGCCGCAGGGCGGAUUUCGAUUCCCGGCCUUUCCGGGGCCGGGAACUCCGUCCUGCUGGUUAGCAAUUUGAACGCCGAGGUUAGUGGAAGCCUUGUAAUAAAAUCUUCUUCUGUCCAACUUUUUAAAUAUCUCAUAUAUAUA
Molecule: messenger RNA, 1366 nt
Organism: Lacerta agilis (Sand lizard)
Lineage: Eukaryota; Metazoa; Chordata; Lepidosauria; Squamata; Lacertidae
Product: polypyrimidine tract-binding protein 1-like
Biological process (GO): regulation of RNA splicing; mRNA processing; regulation of cell differentiation
Cellular component (GO): nucleus
Molecular function (GO): mRNA binding
Source: RefSeq, a predicted model, not a curated record